Hevea brasiliensis (rubber tree) is the source of this 3308-nucleotide messenger RNA. Its product is annotated as alanine--tRNA ligase, chloroplastic/mitochondrial. Gene Ontology annotation, cellular component: cytosol; cytoplasm; chloroplast. NCBI's taxonomy places the organism in Eukaryota, Viridiplantae, Streptophyta, Magnoliopsida, Malpighiales, Euphorbiaceae. Gene Ontology annotation, molecular function: amino acid binding; alanine-tRNA ligase activity; nucleic acid binding. Gene Ontology annotation, biological process: alanyl-tRNA aminoacylation; tRNA modification. The transcript is spliced from 13 exons. The coding region runs from base 132 to 3137 and encodes 1001 amino acids. The record is from RefSeq and is a predicted model, not a curated record.
CCUCAAAAAGGCUUAUCUUUCCCUGCUUGAGAGCCAAUUUACAACAGCCUGUUUGAAAGCAGAACAGCCAAACAAGAGGUAGAAUUCAGUCGCUCCUAGAGAAGGUAGGAAGAAUUUGAUAGGGAGAGCCAAUGGGCUGCCUGCAUUUGCCUCCACACGCUCUGCACAGCAUCCAUGGUGGGAAAUCUCUUAUCUCUUUUAUCCCUUCUCCAAUCUCUUUUCUCAAACCAAACUUUGCUGUUCAACCAAAUUGCACCUCUGCUUUCUCCAAUGGUUAUAAUACAAGAACUAUAUCCCUUUUUUAUCCUAGUAUGUUGACCAGUGGACGCUCUGUUUUACAAGGAGCACGUGGCAUGCGGUUCAGGACAAGAAGUAUACGAGCGUCGGUACAGCCUGUGACAGAGGAAUUGAUGGAGGAUAAGACUCAGGAAAACCCUGUAAGUGGGGAUUCCAUACGCAGCCGGUUUCUUGAUUUCUAUGCUUCACGGGGCCAUAAGGUUCUCCCAAGUGCUUCUCUUGUGCCGGAUGAUCCUACUGUUCUUUUGACAAUUGCAGGAAUGCUUCAGUUCAAGCUUGUAUUCCUCGGAAAGGCUCCCAAACAAGUACCUCGAGCUACAACAGCUCAAAGGUGCAUUCGCACAAAUGAUGUGGAGAAUGUUGGCCGAACAGCCCGACAUCAUACUUUUUUCGAGAUGCUUGGGAACUUCAGUUUCGGAGAUUACUUCAAGAAAGAAGCAAUUAAAUGGGCAUGGGAGCUUUCAACAAAGGAAUUUGGGCUACCAGGUGACAGAUUAUGGGUCAGCGUAUAUGAAAAUGAUGAUGAAGCUUUUGAAAUAUGGCAUGAUGAGGUGGGUGUUCCCGUUGAGCACAUAAAAAGGAUGGGUGAAGAAGACAACUUUUGGACCAGUGGGAUUACUGGUCCUUGUGGUCCGUGCUCGGAGCUCUAUUAUGAUUUUCAUCCUGAAAUGGGAUAUUUGGAUGUGGAUCUUGGAGAUGAUACUAGGUUUAUAGAGUUCUAUAAUCUAGUUUUCAUGCAGUACAAUAAAAUGGAUGAUGGCUCACUUGAACCCUUAAAACAAAAGAACAUAGAUACUGGUCUUGGCCUAGAGCGUCUGGCUCGCAUCCUUCAAAAGGUUCCAAACAAUUAUGAGACUGACUUGAUUUAUCCCAUUAUUGAGAAGGCCUCAGAACUGGCAAAUAUAUCAUAUGCUCUAGCUGAUGAUCAGACAAAAAUGAACCUUAAAAUUAUAGGAGAUCAUUUGCGCGCAAUUGUAUAUCUCAUAUCAGAUGGAGUACUCCCAUCAAAUAUUGGUAGAGGCUAUGUGGUCCGCCGGCUCAUUAGAAGGGCUGUUCGUUCUAGCAGGUUGAUUGGUGUAAAGGGGGAUGGUAAAAGUAAUCUAGAAGCAGCAUUUUUACCUGCCAUUGCAGAGAAAGUAAUAGAAUUGAGCACUUAUGUUGAUUCAGAUGUGAAGACUAGAGCAUCCCACAUUCUUGAAGAGCUACAAAGGGAAGAACUUCGUUUUGUGCAGACACUGGAGAGAGGAGAAAAGUUGCUUGACCAAAUGCUAGCAGAUGCAUUAUCAAGUGGUCAUAAAAAUGGAACUGUACCUUGUUUAUCUGGAAAAGAUGUAUUUCUUCUAUAUGACACAUAUGGAUUUCCAGUUGAGAUAACAGCAGAAGUUGCUGGAGAACAUGGUGUCAAAAUAGAUGCAGAUGGUUUUGAGAUUGAGAUGGAAAAGCAAAGGCGACAAUCUCAGGCUGCACACAAUGUUGUUAAAAUUGCAGUGGAAAAUGGAGAUCUUUCUGAAAUUGUUUCUGAUACUGAAUUUCUAGGGUAUGACAUGCUUUCUGCAAGAGCAAUCAUUGAAAGUCUCUUGGUAAAUGGGAAGUCAGUGAUACAGGUGGCUGAAGGAAGUGAAGUAGAAGUUUUGCUGGAUAAGACGCCAUUUUAUGCAGAAUCUGGUGGUCAAAUUGGGGAUCAUGGUUUUCUAUAUGUUACCGGAGGUGAAAGCAAACCUGUAGCUGUUGUGGAAAUAAAAGACGUUCAAAAAUCUCCAGGCAAUGUAUUUAUUCAUAAGGGCACUAUCAAAGAGGGAGUUCUAGAGGUUGGCAGAGAAGUAGAAGCUGCAGUAGAUCCAAAAUUGCGACAGCGAGCCAAGGUUCAUCAUACCACUACUCAUUUAUUACAAUCUGCACUAAAGAAAGUUAUUGGCAAUGAAACAUCACAAGCUGGUUCACUGGUGGCUUUUGAUCGUCUCAGGUUUGAUUUUAACUUUCAUAGACCGCUUCUUGAUACUGAGCUGGAGGAAAUUGAAAGAUUAAUAAAUGGAUGGAUUGGGGAUGCAACACUUCUUCAAACCAAGGUGAUGUCACUUAAUGAUGCCAAAAAAGCGGGGGCUAUUGCAAUGUUUGGAGAAAAAUAUGGAGAACAGGUGCGAGUUGUAGAGGUUCCAGGUGUAUCGUUGGAACUUUGUGGAGGAACCCAUGUCAGCAAUACUGCCGAAAUACGUGCUUUCAAAAUAAUCUCAGAGCAGGGAAUUGCAUCAGGAAUCAGGCGUAUAGAAGCCGUGGCCGGUGAAGCUUUCAUUGAAUACAUAAAUGCAAGAGAUGCCCAGGUGAAACGUCUUUGCUCCACUCUCAAGGUGAAAGCUGAAGAGUUGACAUCCAGGGUGGAAAAUCUCCUAGAGGAGUUACGAAUUGCAAGAAAUGAAGUUUCAGCAUUGCGUGCAAAAGCAGCAGCGUGCAAAGCAUCAAUUAUUGCAAGCAAGGCAUUCUUAGUGGGAACUUCAAAAAAAAUUAGGGUUCUAGUUGAAAGCAUGGAUGAUGUUGAUGCUGAUUCACUUAAGAGUGCAGCUGAAUAUCUGAUUGAUGUGCUACAAGAUCCAGCAGCUGUGGUUUUGGGCUCCGGUCCGGAUAAGGGGAAGGUGAGUUUAGUUGCUGCUUUUACUCCAGGGGUUGUUGAUAUGGGUGUUCAGGCAGGAAAAUUUAUAGGGCCUAUAGCAAAGUUGUGUGGUGGAGGAGGUGGUGGCAGGCCUAAUUUUGCUCAAGCAGGUGGGAAGAAACCUGAGAAUUUAUCAAGUGCCUUGGAAAAAGCUCAAGCAGAUCUUAUUUCAAUUCUAACUGAAAAGGCAAGUUGAGUAGUUCUCUUAUUCUAAAUGAUGCGUGAGGAUAUCCUUUAGAAGUGUUAAAGCAAUACGUCUGGGUUAGACAUACUUCCAUUUUUUUUUCUUUUCACAUGUCCAAACAGCUAUAGAUUAGCCUAUUGUAAUAACAAUUUUUUUAUUGAAAAAAAAUGAUGUUCAGAAUAA